UAUUGCUUUAUAUUGUAUGUCUAUGUUAUUGCUUUGUAUUCGAAUUUAUAAUGAAGAAACAUAAAGAAAACCUAUUUUCUACGAAGUUUCGCUUAUUGAAUUCUCAAGAUUAUUCAGAAGAGAUAAUCUGGUCAUCAAGUGACUCCAGCGAGUUCGAAGAUGCCGACAACAAAGCGAAUUUCAAUAACAUAACCAACAAGAAACUAAAUCGUAAAAGAAAACGCAAAUCAAAGGCUCCCAGCAACGUUUCUAACUUAGAUAUCACUAUAAUUGACGUAACUAAAGAUACAGAUGGUGAUAAAUCGCCAGUUUUAACUUGUAAAACUAAAUGUAAGCCGAUUGAAAAUGUUCUUGAUAAAACGUAUUCGUUACCAAAAUCAGGUGAAUAUUACAACGGUAAGCCUAAUCUGAUGUCACCUGUGCUGUGUACUGGUGCACAUAGCGCUAAUAUUAGCAUGAAAAGUCCUGUAAUAGCUCAGAAAUUUGCAUCACCGGUUCACAGUCCUAAGGUGAGAAAAGCAUUAUUUAGUGAAAGUAAGAAGGCUAAUAAAAUCCAAACAGAGAAAAGGAGGAUUUCUCCUGUACUUAGUCACUAUUUUCCACGUGACCGAAGAAAAAUACAAGAUGAUGACAUCAAGUUAGAAAUUGAAAAUACUCAAAUUAUAGAAACACAGAAUUCUUUACAGUUAGAAGACAGGUUACAUAGUAAUGAAAGUUCAAAGAGCUCUGGUAAAGUAGAAUUAAUAAAAAAAGUUAAAUCUUUUUUUGAAAAUCAGUUUAGUUCUGAAAAUUGUUCACAAGUUUCAAUUUCCGAUACUCCUACACCACAGAAUACCUCAAAUGAUGAUGUAGAAAUAAUAUCCAUAACUCAGAUGACUUCAACUGAAAGUAGCUUAAGAACAGUAAAACACACAAAUUCUACAGACAAUUCUACGAUAGAAGCAGAAAAAUCUAAGAAAAUAAGAUAUAAGAAAGAUGGUCUCGCAUAUAGACUGUGUUCACUUUUAAAAAAACACAGUGCUAACAUUUCUCUAUGGCAACAUGAACGGUUCCUGGCUGAAAAUUCAAAUUUCAAAAUUCCCAAAGGAGAACACUUGGUGUUCCGAAUUCAAAAAGUUGAAUUCAAAUAUGGAAGCUAUCUACUGGACACUAUGGAUAUACAUGAUGAGGUGUUUUUAAUUUUUAUUAACAAUAGUUGUGUAAAUAAUUGUGUUUUUAGUGUAGAUAGUAUUUUCAAGUUGUAUGAGCCUUACCAAGUAUUUAAUUUUGGUGAGAAAAGGUUAAUAGUUAAUGUUUGUAAAUUUGAAUGUAUUACUAUAGAUUUAUAACUAAAUAAUCGUAAGCCAAGUAGUAUCCUAUAUCCUACUCCAGAGGGCCUACUACAAAAUUUAGAUUUUUUUCAGAAGGCUCACUUUUCAUACUUUGUCAAAGAACAAGAAAAAUGUGUCAAAUUCUAUGUUUAAAUCCAAACAAAGUAACCCAAUUUAAUCACUUGAUUAUGUUCAUAGAUGGGCCUGUGCAUACCACUUUUAAGUUUAUAGCAAUUAUAGCUAUGUUACCUUACUGUACCUGACAAAAGUUACAAGGGUCCAUUUUGUUAUUAAGUGAUUGUUAUCAGCUUUCCUUAACUUGUUAAUAUUUAUGAAUGUAUUUGUAAUUAUGUACAUAAAAACCAUUUGAAUAGAGAA
This is a messenger RNA of Cydia pomonella (codling moth), 1688 nucleotides long. RefSeq lists its product as uncharacterized. The transcript has a single exon. The record is from RefSeq and is a predicted model, not a curated record. Bases 51 to 1328 code for a protein of 425 amino acids. NCBI's taxonomy places the organism in Eukaryota, Metazoa, Arthropoda, Insecta, Lepidoptera, Tortricidae.